CCGACGUCAUUAGUUUAGCAUGUCUUUAAUCGCUUACCAAAAUGCCAAUGAAUACAACUUGCCCGGGUCAACUUUGCCCACGGGGCGUCCUAACUGGCGACACGAUGAGACAACUUGUGGCCUUCGUCGUCGGGCUCUCACUGACAGUUUUUGUGCGGGCGCAGGACCAAAUCCAGAUCCAGUUCCAGACAGACCCGGUGCUUGUGCUCAGCGGCACCGAAAUCCAGUUCACCGUAAUAACCGUCCCCGAUGUGCUGUCCAUGACGUGGUUGUACGAGGGCGUCACGCUGGGUCUGUUCGCCGGCGGCUCCCCCGUCAUCAACGAGGUGCCGCAGUUUCGUGGCCGGGUCACCAUCACGGCAACGCAGCUCCGCAUCGGAAGCGCCCAGCUGGGGGACGCUGGGAUAUACACGGUGGAGGUGGUCCCGCUCGCCUCCACGGGCCUGACGCCCAACUCCAGAUCAGUACCUCUGAGGGUUUUUGACGCCGUAUCCGGGGUGACUCUCUCUGUGCCGUCGGUGGCGACGGAAGGCGGGAACAUCACACUGAUGUGCACCUCGGGCGGCACAGAGCUCACCUUCCAGUGGGGAAAGGGUGGCGUCACAGUCACCGAAGACGGCAGGAUAACCAUCGCCGGCGGCUCGCUGGUCAUCAACCCGGGCCAGCGGGCCGACACCGGAGACUACACGUGCACAGUCAGCAACCCGGUCAGCGCCCUCGCUGCCACGCAAAGUCUCACCGUCUUCUACGGACCUGACACCCCAGUCCUGACCAAGGACGCCCCCAAAGACUGCGUGGGCAGUGCCGACGUCCAGGCGGGCCAGAUCUUGCGUCUCACCUGCCUGUCGGACUCGUUGCCCCCGGCCCUCUUCACGUGGCAACGCGACGGCGAGACCGUGGCGUCGGCACAGCCCGACAGCGGUGUGCUCAGCGUCCAGACCUCGUCCACAGACGACAGUGGCCGCUACACGUGCACCGCCAGAAACGCCGUCACCAGCGGCACGUCGGAGCGCGCGACGGACGUGUCCGUGGAAAACACUUGUCUGGACGCUGGGGAAGUGGCGGGCAUCGUGAUUGGCAGCUUUCUGCUGCUCGUCAUCCUGGUGCUGCUUAUUGUGUUGCUGGUGUGUCUCGUGCUAAGGAGCCGGGCUCGACAAAGGCAAGGAGAAGCCGUCGUGGUACAGAAGAACCACACAAAUCCCCGGCCUCUACCUCCAGAUCAACGUGUUAACAUCGCUAGGAAUCCAAGCCAAGGUCCUGACCCCCCUGUCUUUCAAUCAAACACGCAAGCCCGUCGUCCCCCAGGGUUGUACGCCACCCAGCGCCAAAGGCCUGGCUACCUGCAGGCACUACAGCUUAGCAACUUGCAACAAAACGGCACUGCGCCUGAACUUCGAGGCGACGUUAGACACAACGCAUCCUCGUACCCGCUUAAUGGCGUCGACAACCCGGCUUUCACGCGAGCAGACGCGCAGCAGAUCAAUCCAAACAUUGUCAUCCAGACAGGUGCCGCCCAAAGCAGUCAACGACCUGCGGGGGUCCAGCUGAGUCUGACGCAAGGUUCCCAGCAUAAUGCACAGAUGCCCACCAUUCAUGUCAACCUUAACGCCUUCCCUCAGCAGGAAACCAUUAAUAAUGCUACCCAAUUAAUAGACACAGUGCAGUCAAAUCCCCGAAUGCAAAGCGGGUCCGCCCACCAGGGUCCAGCUGCGAGUCUUCAAGCUCAGCCAGGGCUCAUCCCGACUCGAUACACACACUCGCACGCUUCUCAGCGCAAUGCCAAGACACAGACUUACCAACAGGAAGGCCUUCGUACCUCCUCCCACCGGCAGAUGCCGUGGGAUCGCCUACGAGGGACACCGGCGUAUCCUAGCGGGACCCUUCCGAGGGGACUGACCUCAGACACUACGGACUACACCAACCAUCCACCUUUGAGACAAAACCAAACGCAGCCGCGAGGUAGAAAUGCUUUUCGGGAGGACACAGCCGCUGCAGGUCGGGGGGACCGGACGAGGAGCCACUCAGCUGAUUUUUGGGACUUGCACACCCUGACAGUGCCGCAACUUGAACCCGCUGACCACUUGCACAGAAAACCCCCGACGCAAAGGGAGAGGGCCAGGCUAGACUCGACGGUUCCACCUGGUUUUCAACCCGUCUCCAGCCAGGACACCACGCAAAGUACCAACCCUUUUGUGAGCCAGCAAGCUGCUUUCAGACAAAGUGACCCAUUUAGUUCGGAUACCAGAGCACUGGCUGAUCCGAACCACCUCCUCCAAGCACAAGUGGCCCAACAACAGAAGGCGGCACUGGCCCAAGCGCAAAGCCAAGCGGCUCAAACCCGCAGCCCUGGCCGACCUCGCCAAGCAGCCCCAGUCUCGAACCAGCGUCAACCCAGUGCCCUCACUCAGGCGGCACUUAAAUCCCAUACAGAGAGUGCGCAGACCUUCCAGAACCCGAGACAACAAACCCAAGCAGCCCUGCUUCACCCCGGAUCCCAGGGUCAGCCGACUUCUGCCACCGGGGGACCGCGACCGCCUACCCCGCCGCCUGUUAUCCCCUUCACUCGGUUCCAGAGCCUUCCCAGGACCGACACCCAUCACAAAUCGCAUCAACACCGCCCCGGGAACGUUGGACACAAUCAUCAACCUCCAAAAGUGGUUGCCCACGCACGAGGGCAUGCCGCCCACGCUAGACACGGCCGUACCACUCACGGCCGUGCCGGCCACACCACCCACCCACGGCAGGCUCACCGAGGGAGGCCGAGGUGACGACAGAUCUCGGCAGACGAGUCGCACUCUGCUCCUUUGUCUCGUCUUCCCGCUCAUACAGCUGAUGUGAGCUGUGAAAACGCCGAAACAGCAACAAAAAAGGUUCCUUGCUCCUAAAGCUGGUAUUUAUUAAAAAAAAAAAAAAAAAAAAACUCCGAAACGGUGGAUGAAGCAUAAGCAGACAAGUUCAGUGAGCCAAGCUUACAUAAUGCCGUGAUUCAUCAUUCAAACAUGACUAAAUGCACUUCGGUGCUGAGCCUCCCCACUGAAACCCUAAUGCACUCUGAGGCUAUGUCUACGUGAACAUGGGUAUUUUUAAAGACUGAUACUUUUUAAAGUAUUUUGACCUCAUAGUCACCAUUGAUGUUCUUGUCUUUUCUGGAAAUGACUUUCUUCAGCCUGCUGACUGGCUAAAAUGGUCUCAUAGGGGUUAUAACGCCACCUUUUGCUUUUACAUGCACCCUUAUCGUGUUUUGUUUCUUUUCAAACUUUAUUUUCAAGGGUUUUGAUGAGUACGUAUAAGAUUCUCCCUUUUUGUCAUUUCGCCUUUGGGGUUCCUUGUCUUUCCCGGAAAUUACUUUUUUUUAGCCUUUUGAUUAGCUAAAAUUGUCUGGUACAUGUUGUAUUGCCACCUUUUGCUUUGGCAUGCAUUUGUUUUGUAAUUAUUUGUUUUAAUGUCAUUUUUAAGUGUUUUAAAGUAUUAUAUAAGAGUCUCCCGUUCCUACAUUCAUCACUGUCGCUUUUGUGCCUUUUCCAGAAAUAAAUUCAGCCUGAUUGGCAACAAAAUAAAUAAAAGCCUUGUAGGUGUUACAGUGUCACCUGUUACUUGGUAUGCACUUUUAAAAUAAAAAAUAAUUUUCAAGGGUUGUAAGGAAUAUCGUUAAACAAAUAAUUCCCCCCUUCCUCCUUGCACUACAGUUGUUCUUAUGCCUUUUCCUAGAGACUUUCUUCACCAGUCUGUUUAACUAAAAUGGCCUGGUACAUAUAUUUUUUUUUAUUUUGCGUGCACUUUUGUAGUGUUUUUUUUUUUUUGUGGAGCAUCUCUGCUUGUGAAAUUUCCUAUUUUCUAAAUUCACCAGUUUGUUUUAACAUUAUUUUAAAGUGUUUUUAAGGAUCUCUCAAAUCACUUUUUUGGGGGGUGAAAAGUAUUUAAAAAAAUACCCAUGUAUCUGUGGACAUAGUCUUAAUGAGAAAAAAAUGCAAAUUACAUGAUACCAAAUGAGCUAUACAGGGCUGUCUUAAUGUACAAUAGACUAUUUAUUUUGUGCCUUCUGUUUACGGAUGCUCGUCGCGACACUUCUCAAUUAAGAGGAUUGGCCUCGGCGGAGCCGGGAAGCGAUGCUCGGCUAACCAUGAAGGGGAUGCGACAAUUGGACGGGUGCUUAUUAAUUAAAGGCUUUUAUGCGACUUAAAUGAGUUGGGGAAAUAAUCGCACCAAUGCAUGCGUGAGGUCAGCACAAAGAGCCGAGCUAAGUCCAGCCGGAGUCGCUUUCUGCUGAAAAAGCCAAUUUACUGUCUAAUGUCUGGUUUAUAAUCAUGGAGGAAUGUCAUUAUUAUAUGUAUUUAUUGAUUUUGAAUUUUCUUUACUCAGGGAUGUCCUUCCGAAUGUUUUAUGUAGCUUGUGGAUGUCAUAAAUGAUAUUUUUCAAGUUUUAUACUGCCAAGAAAAAAGUUGAUAGUGCCAAAGGUAACAAUGUAUGCAAGUGCUAUCUAUCGCUUAUGAUUAUGAGCAAAUAAUAAAAGUCUGUUUACAAUGCACAUAUUGCAUGAAUGGCCAAUUUGUUCUCUCAGUGAACUAAUAGCACUUCGUACAUUUCUUUGGGGAAGGACCCGAUUUAUUUUGAAUGAUAUUCGACCCCCGGUGGGCUGAGGUUGAAGGUAAAACGUAUGUAACUAUUGUUAUAAUGAAUCCCCUCACUUUCACUGUAUUGAUAUCAUGUGGUAAACUAUCCAACAGGCCGGAAGAUAGCUGGGGUGAAAAAGUCAAAAAAAAAAUUAUUUUUUUUUUCUCUCUCCAUCGGUAAUCUACCACUUGCAAUUUUUACCAAACCUCUGACUUUCAGGUACUAUUUUUUUUUUAAGGUAUCUCCUACUGAUUUUAAGUGCUAAACAAACCAAGAAGAAUGUAUUGAUAAUUUUUAGCAGUAUUUACCCCCUUAAAAUCAAUCUUAAAGUCAUUGUUUUCUGUUUUCUAAGCACACUUUUAUGCCUUGAAUUAAAAAGUAAAACCCAUUGCCGUUUGCUGUGUUUGUAUAGCACGCAGCUGGUGUGAAAAGGUCAAAACUCUUGCAGGCGCUUUUUAAAAGCACUGUUUAUUUUUGUCGCUUGCGAGCAUUUUCACCAUGUUUAAAUUUAGACAAGUGAAGAGCUGUCAUGGCUUGUGGAGUAGAACAACACAAACCUCCCGUGUGUGUUGUGAUGCUUGAAUCGCUGCAAAUAUUCAAUGCUGAAUGACUGUUUGAUUGCAUGCAGUUCACAGUAUCUCCUCAGCAUGCCUUCAUUGUGUUGUUGUGUAACCGGGUAUCAUUAGUGCCUUUCACGCAGUGUUUUCAACUAAUUGGCGUUUCGUAGCUGUAACAGUAAAGAAAAACAACCAAAGCGGGACUUUGGUGCAACUGUGUGCACAUUUCAGGGGCGAGAGAAGUGAGACACAGAGCCUCCACCAUCCGGCCUAUAGCCCCUUUCACACUGCCUCGAAAAAGAUGGCUUCUUUCAGUGUGGAUAGUUUGUAUGGACGGUACAGACAUGAGUGGGUUUGAAGUUGACCCAAGGUUGUAUCAGAGCGGCAUAGUAAAGACAGGACAGUGUCUGUCCAGCACCUUUCACACGAACAGUCAAAGCUGGCUUUUUGUGUGUGUUGUGUGAAAGGUUUCAACAACACUACAACAAGGGUUGUAGUCAAUCCACCAAUUUCCCCCAAAAUACUCUGGUAGAAGUACAGAUUCAACUCAUUUAUUUAAGUAAAAGGAAAACAAGUACAGAUUGAAAUGUACUUAAAAGUAAGAAGUAUUUUUAAAGUUGUUUUAUUUUUACUCUUGAUAACUUGGCACAACGAACAAAACAUUCUCCGCAAACAAAAUACCUGGUCGAUUUCGUCAGUCCCUUAUUGAACGCUAAAACGGUCUCUCAUACACACAAAUACAAAAUUAGAACACUCGCAAUCAGUCACAGUAGGUCACAACUCACAUCAGGCACUCGCAGAGAGAAUAACUAGCCAGAAAAAAAAAAAAUGGGUGGGUUGCAUCAGGAAGGGCAUCUGGCAUAAACAUUGUGCCAAACUAAUCAAGCAAGUGACUUGAAGGUUUUGAGACUCCACAUAUCAU
Molecule: messenger RNA, 6090 nt
Organism: Phycodurus eques (leafy seadragon)
Lineage: Eukaryota; Metazoa; Chordata; Actinopteri; Syngnathiformes; Syngnathidae
Product: dual specificity protein kinase splA
Exons: 9
Coding region: 42-2768 (908 amino acids)
Source: RefSeq, a predicted model, not a curated record